Molecule: messenger RNA, 1002 nt
Organism: Fusarium pseudograminearum CS3096
Lineage: Eukaryota; Fungi; Ascomycota; Sordariomycetes; Hypocreales; Nectriaceae
Exons: 3
Coding region: 1-1002 (333 amino acids)
Molecular function (GO): GTP binding
Source: RefSeq, a predicted model, not a curated record
AUGGCGGCCCCUGCCAACAUUCGCAUCCCUACAGAGAAAGACAUCUUCAUUCCGGUGAUUGGGGUCACGGGCUCGGGUAAGAGCUCCUUAAUCUCGGCAUGUUCUGGCAAAGCGCCUAAAAUCGGCCACGGUCGCAACGCUUGCACGUCAAAGAUUGAGCUUUACCCUUACGACGCGUCGCCCGGUCGAUUUGUAUGGCUGAUUGAUACGCCAGGAUUCGAAGGCCUCGGCACAAGUUACACCGAAUUCGUCAAGUACAUCACCCGAUUCCUACUAGACGUGUACAAGGUGAAGGUGGUUCUCAAUGGAAUUAUAUACCUCUACCGGAUAACUGGUUCGGCAAAGAUUGACCUUGUUACCUUGAAGCAGCUCUGCGGAGAGGAUGCCCCCAAGAAGUUGACAAUCGUUACCACAAUGUGGGACGCGGUCACGAAUACCCUCGAAGCCACGAAGCGAGAGUCUGAACUCAAGAAUACAUGGGAAUUUGGGAGCUGGAUGCUGUCUCAGGGUAGCUCUUAUCAUCGGUAUCAAAACACCAGGGAAUCUGCCAGGAUGAUUGUCAACUCCCUUGCAGGUCUUGACCAACCAACACGCACAACCUCCAACAAACAGAUGGUCAAAAAGACUCGACGCCAAAUCCAGACCUUUGUUGGCCAGGAGGUCCACAAACACCUGAUCGAGGAGAGAAAGACAUUCGAAGAGAGACUUCGUAAGGCGGAAAACUACAUGCGAGAGGUCAACGAGAACGAAACAUAUCUUGCCAUGUAUCAAGAGCGAUGCCGAUACGAAAAAAUGUUCAAAGGAAUGGAAUCCAAAACAGCUGCUCUCCGUGCCAACAUGGAGGGUCUGCUGGCAGAAAAGGACCAGCGCAUCAACGACUUGAACCUGAAGAUAAUGAGACAGCAGUCUGAUCAGGCGUUGGCGCUGGCCCGUGUGGAAGCAAAGCAGGCACAGAUGAUCAAACGAUAUGAUGGACAUUUGGUGGCUGGUGUUGGGGUAUGA